AUGUACAACGAUACUGGUCACGACCUAGUCAUCGCGACACUGACUGCCAACACUGCUAUCGAUAAGUCGAGAUUAAUGUUUGCUAUCCGAAUCACACCACUCCUAUGUCAGAGCUUGCUCGACAAGCAGAGGAUCGACUAG
This is a messenger RNA of Parastagonospora nodorum SN15, 141 nucleotides long. RefSeq lists its product as hypothetical. The transcript has 2 exons. Lineage: Eukaryota; Fungi; Ascomycota; Dothideomycetes; Pleosporales; Phaeosphaeriaceae. The record is from RefSeq and is a predicted model, not a curated record. Bases 1 to 141 code for a protein of 46 amino acids.